AUGCGCUUGCCGGAUUUUAUUGAAAGCGAAGAGAGAAGAAAUCGGACCUUUUAUCUUCGCCAAUGGCUCUCAGAACCUGAUGACGAUCCCGGCUUCCGGAUAGCGCUGUAUUCCACCGAGUUGUUGUUCGAGUUUGCCUCGGUACCGAUUGGUCUGGUUAUUGCAAUAUGCAUAUAUCGCACGCAGACUUUCCAUCCUAAUAUACGGUUAAUCAUGCUAAACGACAUCUUCAGUGGGGUUGUGGAGGUGAGUUAUUAGUCUGUCGGGAAAAUAGUGAGCACUGCGAAGGCAUUACUUUUCGUGAUACAAAAACCAAUUUGAUUUUCCCGCGACACGAUUCAUUUUCUCGGCGGCAAUGCGAUUUUCGAUGCGACAGAGUGUUCAUUAUUUUCCCGACAAACCGAUAUGUAUUAUGUAUUUGUCAACAGUAGAAGAAGAUCUGACAUAAAGCCACCGCUAUUUCAGAUGAUUUGCCGGUUCGCGGUUGUCGCAAAUUUCCUGUCAAAGAGCACCCUUUUAUCGGUAGCCACAAUCGACACCAUUCAAUAUUAUCGCCCGCUUUUCAUAUAUCAAGUGCAGUUCAGUUUCCUCAACUUGUUGUGGGAGCGAAUGCUAGCCGUCCGUUUCCCCGAAAGAUACGAGAAGGCCCCGAUUUCCAUUGGCAUCUGCAUAUUGAUCGUAUGGGUAAGAGUUCGCUAUGUUCUAAUAUAAUAUUACAUAUACGUGAUUGCUUAACCUAAAAAGCGAUGUUAACCCAAUGUUUUCAGUGGAUUUUCAUUGCGUUCCUUAUCUACGUCGUAUGUAAGUUCUGAUGGCGAGGAGUCUGACGCGUUAAAAUUUCAGCUCCGGUGAUAUCGGGUGCGCUCGGGUUCAUUGUUCACAUAUGCGUAAGUUUAGACACUUUUAUCAGUCUUCCGGGAAAAUAGUGACCGGUUGUCGCGCCUUGGAAUCGCCUAUUAUCGCGUUGCCUACGGCAUGCCGCAGUUAAACGUGGCUUUUCAAAUAAGCUCAGGCCCGGCCCAGUCGGCUGAAAGCCCUUGCUUUAAUAAAAUUGUGAUAAAUUUCUUUUGUUGAUCUGAAAAUUCAACUUGCUUGACAGCGUGGGCCCGAUUUUUUGCUGCGACGAUCCGCCACUACUUUCCCGACAGACUAAUAAAUCACCGUCCUUUUUCAAUUUCAGGCACUCGGAUUGACUCGACACUGGAUAAAGAUGCAAAGAGCAUACCCGAAAUCGACAGCCAACCUGUCGACCCGUUAUCAAAUCUCAGAGAAUAUCAAGACACUGCUGAUGUUCCGGUAUUGGGUCUACUUCUACGUUGCAAUGAGCGUUAUUGAGAAAAUCUUCUUGCUUUCUGCCUACAUCUGCUUUUUGAAGACCCAGAAGGGAAUUUGGCACGUUUUCUGCAACCUGUACGACCUCUCGCAUGCCUUCUACGUCUUUGCUUUUCCCGCUUUCCUCCUGUACGGGAGCUCGAGCUUGCGCCGGCACUUGGCCAACCUGUGCGGUCGGAGGAGUCGGAUGAUCCGAGCGUCCGAGAAGCAGGUUCGAAUCGAGAACAGUCGGUUGGUGAACAGUGAGGACAUGAACAGUCACUUCAGGCGGCUGCAAGAUUCUUGGGAGGGCCCUGUUCAACGGCAAAGACGGGUGUCGCUUCCAUUUUCACGCGGGAAAUCAUCGGUUUGAAACGUAUUUAUUUACUAGUCCGUCCGAAAAGUCGCCGGACAGAAAUCGGCGACAUGCACUCUGCGAAAAUGAAAGUUCACUUUGCACUGUGCAAUUUCAUGCCUUUUGCACCGUGCAAUAGGCUUUUUUGGGAUGUCGCUCGCACCCUGACUUUUUUCGCACAGUGCAAACCCCAAAAAUCAGUCCGCCGACUUUCCGGAAGGACUAGUAUUUUCUGUGAUGUUAGACGGAAUGAAAAAUGAGAUUUUUACAGCAUUUUGUUGGGGAUAUUUCUUGCAACUUCGAGACUAAACAAAAAUUGUUUUGUUGACUACUCUUAUCAAUCUGUGUUUACCCCAAGCUUACAUAUAAAGGUGGUCAUAUAAGCGUUUAAAAAUUUUUCCUCCCAAAUCGCGGUUUUCGGUGCACAAAAAAGUCGACGCCCACAUCGAAAAAUUGGCGUCAACUUAAGACCCCGAUUUUUAACUCGGCACCCAAUUCCAAAAAUUUUAAAGUGUGCACCAAAUUAAGGAAUUCGGUGUUGACUUAAGGCUUCGGUGCAGAGUUAGCUUUUUGGGGGAACAGUUGACCCAUUUUAUAUCGGUCUGUCGGGAAAAUAACGGCGGAUCGUCGCGCCUCGGAAUCGCCCAUCAUCGCUCUGCGACUGCAAGCCGCGGCUUGGGAUUUGGUGCGCGAUAGCGGCGAGGCGAGACAUUUUGAUACGACGAUCCGCCGUUAUUUUUCCGACAGACUGAUAUUCCUGCUCGAGAAGUUUUUUGUUUUUCGCCAAUGUUCAAGGUAUUAUACAUUUUCUGAAUGAAGACAACAUGGAAUUUGUCCAAAAAAAGAAUUUUUACCAAGAGCAGGCUGUCCCGUCCGAUUUUAUGUCUACAUAGAUUGCCCGUUUCUUUUCCGAUAGCCAACCAAAUGUUGGUAUUUUGUGACGGUUGUUGUGCCAAAGGUAGAAUAGGCUUUUAGCUAUAUUGCAAUAUAAAUUUCGAACCAAAGACAAUUCCCUUUCGCUUCAGCGACCCGAUCGGCGCAGCAACAAUGUGCUCGUUAUUCUUUUUUUAGUGCAUGGACACUGUCUCAAAAAAAUGAAUUGUGUCAUGGCAAAAUCAAAUUGCUUCAGGGUUCGGCGACGUGAUCGACGCAGUGACAUUGUGCUGUUUACUUUCCCGACAUGACUGAUAGCUGUUUACAGAUAUAACGCAACCUUGUGCCAUUUAUUGAACCCGCUUCUCUAGUUGUUUUCCUUUUCGUGCCAAAUGUGGUCCGCACUUUGACCGUAGAACGUGCCCAAAAAUUUUUUUCCUCAUAUUCCUCCCGAAAACUGUAGAGAAGUUUCGCGCAUAUGAGAACUUUGUGUUUACACCUGCAUUGAAUAAAAAAUCAAACAACGAGUGCAGAAGCGAGCUUGCUCAAUUUGGCCUUAAUCGGGUUUGCUGACGUUCGCCCGAUGCCCUUACCGGAAUUUUUUCUAACCGAGGAACGGAGAAAUCAUACCUAUUAUUUUCGACAAUGGCUCUCGGAACCGGACGACGAUCCCGGCUUCCGAAUAGCGCUGUAUUCCACUGAGUUGUUGCUCGAGUUUGCCUCGGUACCGAUUAGUCUGAUUAUUGCGAUAUGCAUCUAUCGGACGCAGACCUUCCAUCCCAACAUACGGCUGAUCAUGUUGAACGACAUAUUCAGUGGGGUCGUGGAGGUAAGCUGCCAGCCUGUCGGGAAAAUAAUUAUUUUCCCGACAGAGUGAUAUACAGGGUGCGGCAAUUUUUCGGCCGGAUUUUAAUUGGCCAUAACUUUUUUAGUUUUUAUCCGAAUGUUAAAAUUCUUUUUUUCCCUGAAUCAAUAGACAACCCCAUUUUGUUUAAUACCAAAUAUGUUAUACCCGUUCAUUAGACUACAGUAAAAAUUCGAGACAAAGAAAAAGCUCUAAUUUUCAUAGCUGACAAUGGAAUUACCCCUAGUGCGACUCUCAGAUUUACUUUAAAUUUUGCACAUGGGCCAGACAUAAGCCGCACAUCAAUUCCUGAAAGUUUCAGCCCGCACCUUUCAGGGGCGACCAAGAUAUUCAACGAUUCUUUGCGGUCAGGAGGGCACAUGAGUGGUCACACAGAAAAACUUUUUGGCUAUAUAUUCGCUAGUUUUCUGCGGAGAUAGCUGAUUUUUUGUGGAAACGGUAUUCUCCAUGGCAUGAACAGGCAUGAAACUUUUUACGACAAAAUUCGUAAAAAAAGUCAUUUUUUCUGGCGAUUUUCACACAUGCCGAAAAAGCAGAGAAAACGACCGAAAUGCCAAUAACUAUGAACUAGGUCCCUGUAUAUGUAACAUAUUUGGUAUUAAACAAAAUGGGGUUGUCUGAGGAUUCAGGGAAAAAAAGAAUUUUAUCAUUCGGAUAAAAACUAAAAAAGUUAUAGCCAAUUCAAAUCCGGCCGAAAAAUUGCCGCACCCUGUACACAUAUCUGUAAACAGUAGACGGAUAUCUUACUAUGCAUAAGGCCACUGCAAUUCUAGAUGAUUUGCCGGUUCGUGGUUGUCACGAAUGUCCUGUCAAAGAGCACCCUGCUAUCGGUAGCCACGAUCGACACCAUUCAAUUUUACCGGCCGCUUUUCAUAAUUCAGGUACAACUCAGUUUCCUCAACUUGUUGUGGGAGCGAAUGCUAGCCGUCCGUUUCCCUGAAAGAUACGAGAAGGCGCCGAUCUCCAUCGGCAUAAGCAUAUUGGUGGUAUGGGUAAGGCUCUGUUCUACUUGUGAACGCUUAACUUAAAAAGCGAUGUUAACCCAAUAAUGUUUUCAGUGGAUUUUCAUUGCGUUCCUGCUCUACGUCGUAUGUAAGUCCUAAUGACGAGGCGAGCUGAUGCGUUCAAAUUUCAGCGCCGGUAGUGUCGAGUAUCGCCGGGUUCAUUAUUCACCUAUGCGUAAGUUUAGCCACCUUUAUCAGUCUGUCGGGGAAAUAAUGGGAUCAGCCAUCAUCGCGACGACUCGCCUAAGCUAGAGCUGGCUACCUGCCGGUACCGGGGGCUUAUCAAAAUUACCUCAGUUCGGCCGGGUGAGAGCAUCCGAUUGCCACGUGUCGGCAAAGCGCGAGCUAAAACGUUCACUAAUUAUAUGUGUCCCAUGCCUAGCGCAUGUGUAAAGUUUAUGGAAAAUCUGAACGUCGCACUAGAAAGCCUUCACUUGGAAAUCACCCUCCCUUCUCAAUUUCAGGCACUCGGAUUAACCCGGCACUGGAUAAAGAUGCAAAAAGCGUAUCCCACAUCGACAGCCAACCUGUCAACUCGUUAUCAAAUCUCGGAGAACAUUAAGACACUGUUCAUGUUCCGGUAUUGGGUCUACUUUUACGUUGCAAUGAGCGUUGUUGAGAAAACUUUCCUAGUUUUUGCCUACAUCUCCUUUAAGAAGACGCAGAAGUCGAGUUGGCGAGCUUUCUGCAACAUGUACGAUCUUUCGCAUGCGUUCUACGUCUUCGCGUUCCCCGCGUUCCUACUGUACGGGAGCCCGAGCCUGCGCCGGCACUUGGCCAACCUGUGCCGUCGGAGGAGUCGGAUGAUCCGAGCGUCCGAACACCAGGUUCGAAUCGAGAACAGUCGAGUCGUGAACAGUGAGGACAUGAAUAGUCACUUCAGGCGGUUGCAAGAAUCUUGGGAGGGCCCUGUUCAACGACAGGGAAGGGUGUCGUUUCCAUUCCCAUGCGGGAAAUCACCGGUUUGAAACGUUUUUAUAUUUUCUGCAAUAUUCGGCGGAAUGAAGAAUGAGUCUUAAUUUUUUGGGAUGUUUCUUACAACUUCGAGGCUAAACAAAAAUUAUUUUGUUGAGUACUCUUUUCAAUAUGUAUUUACCCCAAGCUUACAUGUAGAAAAGGAUCGUAGGAAAUGGUUUUUAUGGUCUUCAUGUAUUAGAGGUGGCAAUCGGGCCGGGCCGGGCCGAUUUUUGCGGCCCGGCCCGUGGGCCGAAGUGACCAGGCCGGCCCAGGGCUUUUUCAAAUUUGCUCAGGCCCGGCCCGGCCCGGUGAAAGCCCAGGCCGGCCCGGCCCGGCCCUGUUUGGCCCGCUAA
Messenger RNA from Bursaphelenchus xylophilus (pine wood nematode), 5718 nucleotides. NCBI's taxonomy places the organism in Eukaryota, Metazoa, Nematoda, Chromadorea, Rhabditida, Aphelenchoididae. The record is from the annotation of a GenBank genome assembly.